Paraglomus brasilianum is the source of this 299-nucleotide messenger RNA. NCBI's taxonomy places the organism in Eukaryota, Fungi, Glomeromycota, Glomeromycetes, Paraglomerales, Paraglomeraceae. The record is from the annotation of a GenBank genome assembly.
AAUUUCCGUGCACAAAAUCAGAAUGGUAUAAGCAACAAAUUGAGGAGUCAGAAGUGGAAGGGUUCCAGGGCUCGUUCUGGGCACCAAUUAAGCAGAAAGACAUGCCACAAAAAGAAGAAAACUUCUGUGCACAAUUGCAGAAUGCAUUGAAAUCAACAGUGUUUGCAGUUUGUAGCAUGUUGAGUAAUCAGACUCGAGCUUUAGAAGUUAUAUUUGCAUUUGAUGAAGCUAGAGCAUUACUGGAACCACAUGACACUUUGAAUGGAAAUAAUUUGUUUUAUUACUUGAUAAUGGCAUAG